CUUUUAGUCAUGUCCGUCUUACGUCCUCUUCAUACUCUCUCUUCUCAUACUUUAUUAAAAAGAGUUACUAUUAAGCAAACACCUCUUGUGUUGCAACAAGUCCGUACACAGGCCACUGCAGUGAAUGAUAAGAAAGGAAAACCUUCUCGACUAAGUGAACUCAAAGCAAGAUUGGCUGCUGAAGACGCUGCUGCUGGAUUAGACGACUUUGUGAAUCCUGGAUAUGAAAAGUUGACUACUUCUGAAGCCUUAGAAUUACGGGAAACUGUGGUAGAAGAAGGAAAGAAAGUGGUCACUACGAAACUUAAACAACCUCGUUUACCUUCUUGGUUAAAAACCGAUAUUCCAUCAGGACAAAACUUUGGCAAGAUUAAGCGGGAUUUACGUGGAUUGAAACUCCAUACAGUGUGUGAAGAAGCGAGAUGUCCAAAUAUUGGGGAUUGUUGGGGUGGUGGUGAACAUCAAACAGCUACUGCUACAAUCAUGUUAAUGGGUGAUGAAUGUACUCGUGGAUGUCGAUUCUGUUCUGUCAAGACCAAUCGCAAACCUAAGGCUUUGGAUCCUCAUGAACCUGAACAUACUGCUGAAGCUAUUAGUCGAUGGGGAUUAGAUUAUGUUGUGUUGACUAGUGUGGAUCGGGAUGAUUUAACUGAUGGUGGUUCUAGUCAUUUUGCAGAGACUAUCAGCAAGAUUAAAUCAAAAGCUCCUCAUAUUCUAGUGGAAUGUUUGACAGGUGACUUUGGUGGAUCAUUGGAAGGUGUGGAAACAGUAGCUCGAUCUGGAUUGGAUGUAUAUGCUCACAACAUUGAAACAGUGGAAGCAUUGACUCCAUAUGUACGAGAUCGCCGUGCUGGAUUUCGACAAUCACUGAAGGUGUUACAUCAUGCCAAGAAAGUCAACCCCGAAUUGAUUACCAAAUCAUCGAUUAUGUUGGGAUGCGGUGAAACAGAUGAAGAAGUACUACAUGCAUUAGAAGCCUUGCGUGAAGCUGAUGUGGACUGUGUGACUUUGGGUCAAUAUAUGCGACCUACCAAACGACAUAUGAAGGUACAUGAAUAUGUUACACCCGAGAAAUUCAAAUACUGGGAAACAAAAGGUAUGGAAUUAGGAUUCAAAUAUGUAGCAAGUGGUCCUCUAGUACGAUCAAGUUACAAGGCAGGUGAAUUCUAUAUUAGCAAUAUUUUGAAGAAAAGAAGAGGAUUGCCUAUUACUGAUGAUUUGAAAGAAAAGAAGAUAGAAAAUGUAUCUCUUUAGUUUUAAUUUUAUUGUACCUUAGAUGAUCUUUUAUUAUUAUUAUUAUUACUAUUUUGUUUUUCUUUUUGUAUAGUCCUUUAUAUCAAUAAAAUGAUAGUUUUUUUUUA
This is a messenger RNA of Halteromyces radiatus, 1361 nucleotides long. RefSeq lists its product as uncharacterized. Gene Ontology annotation, molecular function: 4 iron, 4 sulfur cluster binding; lipoate synthase activity. Gene Ontology annotation, biological process: lipoate biosynthetic process. The record is from RefSeq and is a predicted model, not a curated record. Gene Ontology annotation, cellular component: mitochondrion. The transcript is spliced from 4 exons. Bases 10 to 1254 code for a protein of 414 amino acids. Lineage: Eukaryota; Fungi; Mucoromycota; Mucoromycetes; Mucorales; Cunninghamellaceae.